CUACCGCCGCCGGGAGUCGCUGGGGAGGACGCGUAGGGCGGGGAGCCGCUCCCGACCCGCGUGAGCUGCCGAGGAGGCCGGUCUUGGGUUUUCUCCUCCGCCAGAUCCCACCCCACCCGGCAGACCCCACCCCCUGCUCCUUCCUCCUGGGGCGCGCUCUCGGGUGCGCGCUCGGAAGUCGGGGGUCGGCGCACAGUGCGAGCUGCACACCGGGAGGCAGCGGAGGCACCGUGGUCUUCGCCCAGGACGCCCACUCAUCGGCUCUGCGCCCGGUUCUCGGCCGCCAGCCUGGUCCACAGCCCGGCCUCGGCCCGCAGCGGAGGAGCAGCCUCGGGGCACCCCAGCCUUCGCCAAGGGCCCGAGCGUGGUGGGAUGACGGGCGGCGGGCGGGCCAAAGUGGCCCUGCGGCCCCGGGGGCGGCUGUGGCCGCUGCUCGCAGUGCUGGCGGCUGCGGCGGGCUGUGUCCGGGCGGCCAUGGACGAGUGCGCGGAUGAGGGCGGCCGGCCGCAGCGCUGCAUGCCGGAGUUUGUUAAUGCCGCCUUCAAUGUGACCGUGGUGGCUACCAACACGUGUGGGACUCCGCCCGAGGAGUACUGCGUGCAGACUGGGGUGACCGGAGUCACCAAGUCCUGUCACCUGUGCGACGCCGGCCAACUCCACCUGCAGCACGGGGCAGCCUUCCUGACCGACUACAACAACCAGGCCGACACCACCUGGUGGCAAAGCCAGACCAUGCUGGCCGGGGUGCAGUACCCCAACUCCAUCAACCUCACGCUGCACCUGGGAAAGGCUUUUGACAUCACUUACGUGCGUCUCAAGUUCCACACUAGCCGCCCAGAGAGCUUCGCCAUCUACAAGCGCACUCGGGAGGACGGGCCCUGGAUUCCUUACCAGUACUACAGCGGCUCCUGUGAGAACACCUACUCCAAGGCCAACCGUGGCUUCAUCAGGACCGGAGGGGACGAGCAGCAGGCCCUGUGCACUGACGAAUUCAGUGACAUUUCCCCCCUCACCGGGGGCAACGUGGCCUUUUCAACCCUGGAAGGAAGGCCGAGUGCCUACAACUUUGACAACAGCCCUGUGCUGCAGGAAUGGGUAACUGCUACUGACAUCAGAGUAACACUCAACCGCCUGAACACUUUUGGAGAUGAAGUGUUUAACGACCCCAAAGUUCUCAAGUCCUACUAUUAUGCAAUCUCAGACUUCGCAGUGGGCGGCAGGUGUAAGUGUAACGGACAUGCCAGUGAGUGUGUAAAGAAUGAAUUUGGCAAACUGGUAUGCAAUUGCAAACAUAACACAUAUGGAGUUGAUUGUGAGAAGUGCCUGCCUUUCUUCAAUGACCGGCCGUGGAGGAGGGCAACCGCCGAGAGCGCCAGCGAAUGCCUGCCCUGUGACUGCAAUGGUCGAUCCCAAGAAUGCUACUUUGACCCUGAGCUAUACCGUUCUACUGGACAUGGUGGCCACUGUACCAACUGCCGGGAUAACACUGAUGGUGCCAAGUGUGAGAGGUGCCGGGAGAACUUCUUCCGCCUUGGGAACACUGAAGCCUGCUUUCCAUGCCACUGCAGUCCUGUUGGUUCUCUCAGCACACAGUGCGACAGUUACGGCAGAUGCAGCUGCAAGCCAGGAGUGAUGGGUGACAAGUGUGACCGCUGCCAGCCUGGAUUCCAUUCCCUCACCGAGGCAGGAUGCAGGCCAUGCUCCUGUAACCCAUCCGGCAGCACAGAUGAAUGUAAUGUCGAAACAGGAAGAUGUGUCUGCAAAGACAAUGUUGAAGGCUUCAGCUGUGAGAGAUGCAAGCCUGGAUUCUUUAAUCUGGAAUCAUCUAAUCCUAAGGGUUGCACACCCUGCUUCUGCUUCGGGCAUUCCUCUGUGUGCACAAAUGCUGCUGGCUACAGUGUUUACGACAUCUCCUCCACCUUUCAGAUUGAUGAGGAUGGGUGGCGUGUGGAACAGAGAGAUGGCUCGGAGGCAUCUCUUGAGUGGUCCUCAGAUAGGCAGGACAUCGCCGUGAUCUCAGACAGUUACUUUCCUAGGUACUUCAUCGCCCCUGCCAAGUUCCUGGGUAACCAGGUUCUGAGUUACGGGCAGAACCUCUCCUUCUCCUUCAGAGUGGACAGACGGGACACUCGCCUCUCUGCAGAAGAUCUCGUGCUUGAGGGAGCUGGCUUGAGAGUUUCCGUGCCCUUGAUCGCCCAGGGCAAUUCCUAUCCUAGUGAGACUGCUGUGAAGUACAUCUUCAGGCUCCAUGAAGCAGCAGAUUACCCUUGGAGGCCCACUCUCUCCCCCUUUGAAUUUCAGAAGCUCCUAAACAACUUGACCUCUAUCAAGAUCCGGGGCACGUACAGUGAGAGGAGUGCUGGAUAUUUGGAUGAUGUCACCUUGGCAAGUGCUCGUCCUGGGCCUGGAGUCCCUGCAACUUGGGUGGAGUCCUGCACCUGUCCCGUGGGGUAUGGAGGGCAGUUCUGUGAGAUGUGCCUCUCAGGCUACAGAAGAGAAACUCCGAGUCUUGGACCUUACAGCCCAUGUGUGCUCUGUACCUGCAACGGACACAGUGAGACCUGUGACCCCGAGACAGGUGUCUGUAACUGCAGAGACAAUACAGAUGGCCCUCACUGUGAGAAGUGCAGUGACGGAUACUAUGGAGAUUCAACCCUGGGCACCUCCUCUGACUGCCAGCCGUGUCCCUGCCCUGGUGGCUCAAGUUGUGCCGUUGUUCCCAAGACAAAGGAAGUGGUGUGCACACACUGUCCAACUGGCACGGCCGGAAAGAGAUGUGAGCUCUGUGAUGACGGCUAUUUUGGAGACCCUCUGGGCAGCAAUGGGCCCGUGAGACUGUGCCGUCCAUGCCAGUGUAACGACAACAUAGACCCCAAUGCAGUUGGCAACUGCAAUCGCCUGACAGGAGAGUGUCUGAAGUGCAUCUACAACACCGCCGGCUUCUACUGCGACCGGUGCAAAGAAGGGUUUUUCGGCAACCCCCUGGCUCCCAAUCCUGCAGACAAAUGCAAAGCCUGUGCCUGCAAUCCCUACGGGACCGUGCAGCAACAGAGCAGCUGUAACCCCGUGACUGGGCAGUGCGAGUGUCUGCCUCAUGUGUCGGGCCGGGACUGUGGCGCUUGUGACCCUGGCUUCUACAACCUGCAGAGUGGACAAGGCUGUGAGAGGUGUGACUGCCAUGCUUUGGGUUCCACCAACGGGCAGUGUGACAUCCGCACUGGUCAGUGUGAGUGCCAGCCUGGCAUCACUGGUCAGCACUGUGAGCACUGUGAGAACAACCACUUCGGAUUUGGCCCUGAAGGCUGCAAACCUUGUGACUGCCACCACGAAGGGUCCCUUUCACUCCAGUGUAAAGACGAUGGCCGCUGUGAAUGCAGGGAAGGCUUUGUGGGAAAUCGCUGUGACCAAUGUGAAGAGAACUAUUUCUAUAAUCGCUCUUGGCCUGGCUGCCAGGAGUGUCCAGCUUGUUACCGGCUGGUGAAGGAUAAGGUUGCUGAGCAUCGAGUGAAACUCCAGGAGUUAGAGAGCCUCAUAGCAAACCUCGGGACCGGGGACGAGACGGUGACGGACCAAGCCUUUGAGGACAGACUGAAGGAGGCAGAGAGAGAGGUCACAGACCUCCUCCGUGAGGCUCAGGAGGUCAAAGAUGUAGAUCAGAAUUUGAUGGAUCGCCUUCAGAGGGUGAAUAGCAGUCUACAUAGCCAAAUAAGCCGAUUGCAGAACAUCCGGAAUACUAUAGAAGAGACCGGGAUCUUGGCUGAACAAGCACGGUCCCGCGUGGAGAGCACGGAGCAACUGAUUGAGAUUGCCUCCAGGGAGCUUGAGAAAGCAAAAAUGGCUGCUGCCAAUGUGUCAAUCACUCAGCCAGAGUCUACAGGGGAACCAAACAACAUGACGCUGUUGGCAGAAGAGGCUCGAAGGCUUGCAGAGCGCCACAAACAGGAAGCUGAUGACAUUGUCCGAGUGGCAGAGACAGCCAAUGAGACUUCGGCUGAGGCCUAUAAUCUGCUUUUGAGGACCCUGGAAGGAGAGAAUCAAACUGCAUUUGAGAUCGAAGAGCUUAAUAGGAAGUAUGAGCAAGCAAAGAACAUCUCUCAGGACCUGGAGAAGCAGGCUGCCCGAGUCCAUGAGGAAGCCAAGCGGGCGGGUGACAAAGCUGUAGAGAUCUAUGCCAGUGUGGCCCAGCUGACCCCUGUGGACUCCGAGGCGCUGGAGAAUGAAGCAAAUAAAAUCAAGAAGGAAGCUGCAGAUCUGGACCGUCUAAUUGACCAGAAGCUAAAGGACUAUGAGGACCUUCGCGAAGACAUGAGAGGGAAGGAAAAUGAAGUAAAGAACCUUCUAGAGAAGGGAAAAGCUGAGCAGCAGACGGCCGACCAACUCCUAGCUCGAGCUGACGCUGCCAAGGCUCUUGCUGAAGAGGCUGCUAAAAAGGGACGAAAUACCUUACAAGAAGCCAAUGACAUUCUCAACAACCUCAAAGAUUUUGAUAGACGUGUAAAUGAUAACAAGACAGCUGCAGAGGAGGCUCUCAGGAGGAUUCCCGCCAUCAACCGGACCAUAGCUGAGGCCAAUGAGAAGACACGGGAGGCACAGCUGGCCCUGGGCAAUGCUGCAGCCGAUGCCACGGAGGCCAAGACCAAAGCCCAUGAAGCAGAGAGGAUCGCCAGCGCCGUGCAGAAGAAUGCCACCGGCACCAAGGCCGACGCCGAGAGAACCUUCGCAGAAGUGACGGAUCUGGAUAACGAGGUGAACAUUAUGUUGAGGCAACUGGAGGAAGCAGAAAAUGAGCUGAAGAGGAAACAAGACGAUGCCGACCAGGACAUGAUGAUGGCGGGGAUGGCUUCACAGGCUGCUCAGGAAGCUGAGCUCAAUGCCAGAAAAGCCAAAAACUCCGUUAGCAGCCUCCUCGGCCAACUGACUGACCUCCUGGAGCAGCUAGGACAGCUGGACACCGUGGACCUGAACAAGCUGAAUGAGAUCGAGGGCACCCUGAACAAAGCCAAGGACGAAAUGAAGGUCAGCGAUCUGGACAGGAAGGUGGCUGACCUAGAGAAUGAAGCCCGGAAGCAGGAGGCAGCCAUCAUGGACUAUAACCGAGACAUAGACGAGAUCAUAAAGGACAUUCACAACCUGGAGGACAUCAAGAAGACCCUACCGUCCGGCUGCUUUAACACCCCGUCCAUUGAGAAGCCCUAGUGACGAGAGGGCCUCAAGGCAGUGCCCCCGGAAGGGGAGCCCGUGAGGCCACAGUGCCUUGACACAGAGAUUACACUUUUCAGACCCCCCACCUCUCUGCUGCUGUCCACCACUGUCCUUGUGAACACAAAAAGUCGGAGUUUAAAGAGGAGCAGGUUAAACAUCCUGAACCAGGAACAAAGGGUUUGGCCUAAUAAAGUCUCUUCCAUUCACAUCAGCCCUUUACCCAGCAACCUUACGCCAAGGCAGACCCCUCCCCUUCCCUCCUCUCAACACCAGCAGAACCUAUCUCCGUUCUCAUGUUUCUAUGAAGGAAAUGUUUGGCUCCUCAUCAUAGCGUUGAGAUGGCCAGUAUGCCCCGUCUGUGGAUAAGGAAAGUGCCUCCGCAUCUUCAGCCUCCUCUUUUAAACAAAAGGAAAUAAACAUCCUGUGCCAAAGGUAUCGGUCAUUCAGAUGUUGGUAGCCAUCCACCAGUCAUGCUAGCUGUUGAGUGUAGGACACUGAGCCAUCCUGGGAAAGAGUACAGUUAUGUGUCCGUCUCCUGGAGAGUAUGGCUCAAAGACACCUAGGAUUCUGUCCCGUAUGAAUUGACCAGGAAGAUAAACUAUUUUCAAAUCCAUAGGCAGCUGAUACAAAGUCUGGAUGGGCAGCUUGCACUCAUCACUACACUAGAUAGCUUUUGAUAUUUUUAUAAAUGGGACUUGAUGCAGAAGAAACAGGGAUGCGAUAACCACUAAAAUUUUUUUUUCCAAGCCUAAUUCUUCAAGCUUUGUUAGUGUGUUAGUCUUGGAAUUAGUGUUAAGCUAUCUGUCAAACAGUUGGUCUCUAAGAUCUUGACCAAUGGAAGAAAAGCAGAUUCCCUCCUCCCCAGAUUUUCUGGAACAGGAGGUGUAACCAGUAUCAUUAGGACUCCAUCUGUGCUCUCUUCUUCUCUGUUGGAGGGAGGUGUAAUGUUUGCCCCUAAGCUCGAAUUCUCUUUUUCUAGAGUUCUGUAUUUAGAACUCUUCAAAAUCCGUCAUUGUUUGCCAGAUCCUGGCGGCAAAUGCUGUCGCUCAGUAUUUCACACCACUGCCAGCGCCAUCCAGUUCCUGCACUUUGUGGCUCCACCCACUCUUAAGACUGUUCUCUGUACAGAACGGUAAGAACCUUGUGUGGCGUUUCCUAGUAGGAUUCUCAACCUCAGAUCCUCAGCUCUGUGGUUUUCUUAGGACCACACUGUGACAGUUCCUGCCACACGCCCCCUUCCUCCUGCCUACCUGCCUCUGAGAUUCAUAUAUAGCCUUUAACACUAUGCAAUUUUGUACUUUGCGUAGCGGGGGGGAAAGAAACUAUUAUCUGACACACUGGUGCUAUUAAUUAUUUGAAAUUUAUAUUUUUUGUGUGAAUGGUUUUUGUUUAUCAUGAUUAUAGAGUAAGGAAUUUAUGUAAAUAUUCCCAGGUCUCCCAGGAGGGCACUGUCAGUUCACGGCUUUGCUCAGAUUUCCCUCUUGCUAGCACAGGGAACCUGUAUACCUCCUCCCUUCCCAUCGUCUCCUGAGUCAUCCCUGCUCCCCAGUGUUGUGCUCUGCCUCUUCCAUCUGCCUCGUGUUUGCAGCACCUUCAUUGUCUGACCGCAAUCUCAGCCUGCUCAGCUCCACAGCCAGACCCAAGAGGGCACUCAGGCGCUCUCCCCUGUUGCCCUGAUCAUCUGAGCUGUAGCUCAUGCUGUCCUCCAUGUCUGCCCCAGAGUAGCCACCAGGUGACUGGACGAAGUAGUUAGAAAACUUUACUGAUGGGACUCUCCCAUUCCUGAGUGGGAUGGGUCAGUUUUGUAGGGAGCAUGUAAUAACUGAGCACUUUCGGGUGCCAGGCGCAGCUGAUGGCAGAGAGGAGACUCUGUUCAGUCUGUCUCCAUCUCUCUUGGGCAUAUGGAGAUCACCAAAAUGCUCGGCUUGGCACCCCUGAGGUUCCACUCUUGCUCCUCCGAGGUCUUUUCUGCCACAGCAGAGGCAUGGCUCUUCCUCACCAAGUUCAUUGCUGAUUGGCUAGUUCCUCUGAUUAAGUGCUCACUACCGUAACAGGUGCAUGUUGGUCACAGUUGCAGGAAAAUGGCUGAAACAGACCACCAUUAUCUGUUGGGUCAGCUCCACUCCAGCAGGGCUUAGGCCAUGGUGGGUGGAGUGUUUGAUUUGGUUCAUCCUCUCCUUCUGUGUGGUAUAUUUUUAAACAGAAAUUUAUUUUUAAAAAUGAAAGUUAUUUACAAGAUAAUACCUAUUACACUCCUGCAGCAUGGCCAUUGUUUUAUUGUAUAGUUUCAGUAAUCUGUAUUUUAUGUAAUAAAAUUGACAGGAUGGCUGCUGUAAAAUGCCGGGUGUCACACAGAAUAGAUUGUUUUAUUUUUUUUUUUCCCCAUGGAAUUUUCCUCUUGAACCCAACUGUGGCCCUUUUAAAUGUGCCUUCACUUUAGCGGUUUGCCUUAAUCUCCAUAGCCUUCCUCUUCCGGGAGGUUAGUAAAACGCAACACUUGGCAUUUUUCUAUGUUUAAAAAAGAAAACAGUAUUUUAUUUAUAAUAAAAUCUGAAUAUUUGUAACCCUU
Microtus oregoni (creeping vole) is the source of this 7771-nucleotide messenger RNA. RefSeq names its product laminin subunit gamma 1 (gene Lamc1). Gene Ontology annotation, molecular function: extracellular matrix structural constituent. The coding region runs from base 373 to 5196 and encodes 1607 amino acids. Lineage: Eukaryota; Metazoa; Chordata; Mammalia; Rodentia; Cricetidae. The transcript is spliced from 28 exons. The record is from RefSeq and is a predicted model, not a curated record.